Messenger RNA from Liolophura sinensis, 1861 nucleotides. Its product is annotated as cysteine sulfinic acid decarboxylase-like. The record is from RefSeq and is a predicted model, not a curated record. Lineage: Eukaryota; Metazoa; Mollusca; Polyplacophora; Chitonida; Chitonidae. The transcript is spliced from 15 exons. Gene Ontology annotation, molecular function: pyridoxal phosphate binding; carboxy-lyase activity. Gene Ontology annotation, biological process: carboxylic acid metabolic process. Gene Ontology annotation, cellular component: cytoplasm. Bases 279 to 1757 code for a protein of 492 amino acids.
AAAUUUGAAGAGCAGGUUUACAGCUGAACUCAACCCGAGAUACGGUACACAUGUACUAUGUACGUAAUUGCAUUUUUCUCUUCACUCGAAAAACACUAUUUGUCAACGAUUGAUGUCGUGAGAUAAGGAUUGUGAGGCUACUGAGGUCACUGUCGUGGGUAUCAGGAUACCUGUCCCGCACACCUGUUCGCUCAACAGUUUCUUCCACCAGACCGCCUGUAAGCCUGCGUAAACUCCACCACACAGAGCCAAUAACUUUUUCGCGACACCUGUCUAACAUGGCUUCCCCAGACAAUCCGUUCGAAGAAGGAGCAGAUACAAGGCGAUUCCUAGAUGAUCUAUACAAGGUGAUUGUCGACGAGGCUUUGGCGAAAGGCUGCAAUGUCAACACAAAGGUUGUGGACUUUCAGUUCCCAGAAAAACUCAGUACACUCAUUGAUACAGAAAUCAAAAAAGAACCAGAAAGCCAUGACAAACUGUUAGAUCUGGCCAGGCAGAUCAUCCAGUACAGCGUGAAGACAGGAAACCCGCGUUUUUUCAAUCAGCAAUAUGGCGGCCUCAAUCCCUACAGUUUGGCAGGUUCCUGGCUGUCAGACUCUCUCAACACAAACCUUCACACCUUCGAGGUAGCCCCAGCAUUUGUCAUACUGGAGAAGUCGAUAUUCCGCAAACUAUGUGGUCUUGUGGGGUUUUCACGAGGUGAUGGUGUCUUCUGUCCAGGUGGAUCCUUUGCCGUCUUUAUGGCCAUUCAUCUAGCUAGGUAUAAACGUUUUCCAGAGCUGAAAAAAACAGGAAUGAUGGCUUCUCCAAAAUUUGUUCUGUUUGCCUCACAGGAAGUACAUUAUUCGGUGACCAAAGGAGCUGGGUUUCUAGGCUUUGGUACUGACAAUGUUAUCUCUGUAAAGUCAGACGACAGAGGAAAAAUGAUUCCAGCUGAUUUUGAAAACAAAGUCCUGCAAGCUAAAGAACGGGGCGAGGUACCACUGUUUGUAAUGGCGACCGGUGGCUCGACAGUACUAGGCUGCUUUGAUCCUCUGCCCGCCGUUGCGGAUAUCUGUCAGGAACAUGAUAUCUGGAUGCACACGGAUGCGUGUUGGGGUGGGACAACUUUGUUGUCGGCAAAACACAAGCAUUUGUUGGAUGGAAUCCACAGAUCUGAUUCGGUGUCUUGGAAUUUUCACAAAAUGGGCGGGGCUUUACUCCAGUGCUCGGCAUUUCUUGUCAAGGAAAUGGAUCUUCUAAGGGAGAGCAAUGCGUUAUCAGCCACGUACUUGUUUCAAAAAGACAAGUUUUAUGAUACAUCGUAUGACAUAGGAGACAACACUGUCCAGUGUGGAAGGAAGGUUGACGUGGUGAAGCUGUGGUUUAUGUGGAAGGCUCUGGGAGACAGGGGUAUGGAAAGCAGAGUGGACAAGCUGUUUGAAACCAGUCAGUAUUUCACGGAGAGACUGAAAAAAACUGAGGGAUUCCGGUUGGUCAUCCCAAAGUUUGAGUGUACAAACGUGUGCUUCUGGUAUAUUCCUCCAAGCAUGCGCGGUCAACCGGAAACUCCAGAAUGGUGGGAAAAACUGAGCAAGGUAGCACCUGUGAUCAAGGAACGGAUGGUAAUGGACGGGUCUAUGAUGAUAGGCUACAAUCCGCUACUGCAUAAAGACUUCGUCAACUUCUUCAGGAUUGUCUUCGUCAACGAAAGACAGACAAAAGAACUUGCCGAUUUUGUCUUGGAAGAGAUAUCCCGCUUGGGAAAGGAUCUGUAGUAUGCCUACUGACUUUAACAUUAUGUUUGGUAGAUGUUUAGGACGAAAAAUAUCCAAUAUUUCCAACGGCAGCAAAAUACUCAGAUAUCCCGGUCUUCAUCCGA